This is a messenger RNA of Papaver somniferum (opium poppy), 883 nucleotides long. RefSeq lists its product as uncharacterized. The transcript is spliced from 2 exons. The coding region runs from base 1 to 834 and encodes 277 amino acids. NCBI's taxonomy places the organism in Eukaryota, Viridiplantae, Streptophyta, Magnoliopsida, Ranunculales, Papaveraceae. The record is from RefSeq and is a predicted model, not a curated record.
AUGAACAAUGAAGAUUUUUAUUUGAAUGUCGAUGUGAUUCUGAAGCAUACUUCUCAUUCUAAUUCUGGUUGUAGCACUAGUUCUGGUUCUAGUACUGCAAAUUCUUGUGUAAGUGAAAGUUCUAAGCUUGUAAGGGUGGUCGAUCAUGAUGCGGACAAGGCCAAGCCUCUGAUUAUCGAUGAAUGGGUUUAUGUUUUUGACAAGAUUGGUAGAGAAUUUAUGGGUGGUGUUAAAGCUGUUAGGCUUGCUGUUGAUAAGUACAAGAUGGUUACUGGUCACAAUAUUGUUAUUCUUAAAAACGAGAAGACUCGUUUUACUGCAAAGUGCGAAGAAGAUGGUUGUGGUUGGAGGAUUCACUUUGGGCCUGUGAAUGGUGACAUUUCUCGGUUUGUGCUGAAAGAUUCUAAUGUUAUUCACAGUUGUGGUGUUGGUUUGAGGUUGAAGAGUCCUGCGAUGACAACCAAGUUAGUUAAGCAUUUGAUCGCUGACAAUAUGCAGGGUGAUCCUAGUUUAAAACCCAGACAGAUCAUGUCACUUUUUAAGAAGACUUGUGGGUCCAAUAUUAAGUAUCACCAUGCCCGUAGAGGGAAAGAAGCCGUAUUUGAAGAACAGAUUGAUGAUGACGAGAAGUCGUAUAGUGAUUUAACUUGGCAUGUCAAAGCCAUUGAGAAAACUAAUCCUGAUAGCUAUGUGAAGUUUGAAGUUGAUCAUGCAACCAGAAGAUUUCAGAGGAUAUUCAUUUGUUUCGGUGCUUGCAAGCAUAACUAUAGAUAUCUCAAGCAGAUGAUUUACUUGGACGCUACUUUCCUUAUGGUAGAUUCAGGGGUACUUUGAUGGCUGCAACAUGUUUCAAUGGAAACAAUGGAUUUUACCCAUUUGCUUU